AUAACAAGUUGUGCUAGUACAGCCGUAUAAAUAAUUCCUGAAGUCUCAGUGUAACAUGGACAUUAACAGUGAUGACAUAUAAAUACAGAUGCUUGGAAAUUAAGUACUAGGCGAAACACUUCAAAAGAGAGUCGUUUAAGAGGUUCUAGUGUUCUCCAAGGCUGAAGCUGAGAGUCUGAAAGCCCGAAGCUUAAACUCAAUUGUAGAUCAUAAUUCCAUCUCCUUCAGGAUAUAUAAGGAAAAGAAAUGAUAUUUCCACAAUGAUAGAUCUUUGGUUGUACAGGUUUCCCAAUGAGUGGAUCAUGAUGACCGUAUGGUAGGGACUUGCCAUAGUAUGGCUGCUUCCCGAUCUACUCGUGUUACAAGAUCAACAGUGGGGUUAAACGGCUUGGAUGAAUCUUUUUGUGGUAGAACUUUAAGGAAUCGUAGCAUUGCUCACCCAGAAGAAAUCUCUUCUCAUUCUCAAGUACGAUCAAGAUCACCAAAGAAGAGACCAGAGCCUCUGCCAAUUCAGAAAAGCAAUAAUAACGGAAGAACUUGUGAUGUAAAACAGCAGAGUGCUCGAGAAUCAUGGGUAAGCCCUAGGAAAAGAAGACUUUCUUCUUCAGAAAAGGAUGACCUAGAAAGGCAGGCCCUAGAGAGUUGUGAGAGAAGGCAGACAGAGCCAGCACUGCCAGUCUUAAAGAACAUUAAACGCUGUCUUAGAGCUGAAGCCACAAACAGUUCAGAAGAAGAUUCGCCUGUAAAACCAGACAAGGAGCCAGUAGAAGACAGGAGGACAGUAGUGGACCAUGAUGCAGACUUUGAAGGGGCUAACCGAGCUUGUCGAUGUCUUAUAUUGGAUGAUUGUGAGAAAAGGGAAGUUAAAAAGGUGAAUGUCAGUGAGGAAGGGACACUUAAUGCUGCAGUAGUAGAAGAAAUCACAGGCUAUUUGACUGUCAAUGGUGUUGAUGACAGUGACUCAGCUGUUAUAAACUGUGAUGACUGUCAGCCUGACGGGAACACUAAACAAAAUAACCCUGGUUCCUGUGUGCUGCAGGAAGAAUCAGUAGCUGGAGAUGGGGAUUCGGAAAGCCAGACUUCAGUGUUCUGUGAUAGUAGGAAGGAGGACAGUUGUAUAGACCAUUUCGUGCCUUGCACAAAGUCAGAUGUGCAGGUCAAGUUGGAGGACCACAAACUAGUAACUGCCUGCCUGCCUGUGGAACGUCGGAAUCAGCUGACUGCUGAGUCAGUUUCAGGCCCUGUUUCUGAAAUUCAGUCAUCCUUAAGAGAUUCUGAGGAAGAAGUAGAUGUGGUGGGAGAUAGCAGUGCCUCCAAAGAGCAGUGUAAUGAGAACAGCAGUAACCCUCUGGACACGAGUUCUGAACGAAUGCCAGUCUCUGGAGAGCCAGAACUGUCCUCUAGGCUAGACUGUGUUUCAGCUCAGAUGACAUCUUUAUCAGAACCUCAAGAACAUCGAUACACCCUGAGAACUUCACCUCGAAGGGCAGCCCUGACCAGAGGUAGUCCCACUAAAAACACAUCUCCUUACAGAGAAAAUGGACAAUUUGAGGAGAAUAAUCUCAGUCCCAAUGAAACAGACACAACCGGUAGUGAUAAUGUAAGUGAGUCUCCCACAAAUCCUGUCGAAAUUUCUCAAGAUGAAAAGGUUCCGUGUUGUGACUCUGAAAACUAUGGAAGUGAAGGACUAAGUAAGCCACCCUCAGAGGCCAGAAUGAAUAUUGGACAUUUGCCAUCUGCCAAAGAGAGUGCCAGUCAGCACACUGCCGAAGAGGAAGAUGAUGACCCUGAUGUUUAUUACUUUGAAUCAGAUCAUGUGGCACUGAAACACAACAAAGAUUAUCAGAGACUGCUGCAGACCAUUGCUGUACUUGAGGCUCAGCGUUCUCAAGCAGUGCAAGACCUGGAAAGUUUAGGCAGACACCAGAGAGAAGCACUAAAAAAUCCUAUUGGAUUUGUGGAGAAACUACAGAAGAAGGCUGAUAUAGGGCUUCCAUACCCACAGAGAGUUGUUCAGUUGCCUGAAAUCAUGUGGGACCAGUAUACCAAUAGCCUUGGGAACUUUGAAAGAGAAUUUAAACAUCGAAAAAGACAUACUAGGAGAGUUAAGUUAGUUUUUGAUAAAGUAGGAUUGCCUGCUAGACCAAAAAGUCCUUUAGAUGCUAAGAAGGAGGGAGAAUCCCUUUCGUACUCCAUGUUGCCUUUGAGUGAUGGUCCAGAAGGCUCCCAUAAUCGUCCUCAGAUGAUAAGAGGUCGUCUGUGUGAUGACAGCAAACCUGAGACCUUCAACCAGCUGUGGACAGUUGAAGAGCAGAAAAAACUUGAACAGCUACUCCUUAAAUACCCUCCUGAAGAAGUAGAAUCUCGGCGGUGGCAGAAGAUUGCUGAUGAACUGGGCAACCGGACAGCCAAACAGGUUGCCAGUCGUGUACAGAAGUAUUUCAUAAAGCUAACUAAAGCUGGCAUACCAGUUCCAGGCAGAACACCUAACUUAUAUAUAUACUCCAGAAAGUCCUCAACAAGCAGGCGACAGCACCCCCUUAAUAAGCACCUCUUUAAACCUUCCACUUUCAUGACUUCCCAUGAGCCACCAGUAUACAUGGAUGAAGAUGAUGACCGGUCCUGUCUCCGUAGCCACAUGAGCACUGCUGCUGAGGAGGCCUCAGAUGAAGAAAGCAUUCCUAUCAUAUAUAGGAGUUUACCUGAAUAUAAAGAACUAUUACAGUUUAAAAAGUUAAAAAAGCAGAAACUUCAACAAUUGCAAGCAGAAAGUGGAUUUGUGCAACAUGUGGGCUUUAAGUGUGAUAACUGUGGUGUAGAGCCUAUCCAAGGUGUCCGCUGGCACUGCCAGGAUUGUCCUCCAGAAAUGUCUUUGGAUUUCUGUGACUCUUGUUCAGACUGCCCACAUGAAACAGCUAUUCACAAGGAGGAGCACCAGUUAGAACCUGUGUAUAAGUCAGAGACGUUCUUAGACAGAGACUACUGUGUGUCCCAGGGCACCGGUUAUAGUUAUCUUGACCCCAACUACUUCCCAGCCAACAGAUGACAUGGAAGAGCCUGUCAGCACUUGUCCUCGUCAACACACAGCAGUGGCAUCACUGUCAAUGGUGUGCACGGUCUGGACACUCACAGCAUGAGAGCUCCCGAGUGUUCUCAUCAAGUCCAGCUCUGCACUGUGGCUGUGGGUCAGCAGCUGAACAUUCCUGGGGAGCCGAGAGGUGCCCUGGUGAGACUCUCACCACCAACUGAAAGCCUUGGAGGUGGGGAUGUGAAAGGGGUGAGGUGGAAGUGAGAGCACGGAUUAAUGCCAGAGUCAAUUCCAAAGGUUUUAGAGACCUCGGUCAUAAAUAUGAUAAUGAAAGACAAAGUAUUUAUAUUAAAUCAGUUCAGUAGCUUUCAGUUUUGUGAAGAUAGUUUUCAGCGCAGAAACAGACUUAUAGACGAAGUUGUAACCAGUGAUGGUGUUUGCUUCUAGGAUGUGUCCUCUACAUCACAGAACGCACUGUCUGUGGUCACUGACAGCCCGUAGUAGACUGGAGCUGCUUAACGAUUUGAUACCUAACUUUUAAUCACGAUGAAAUGUCCUUACCAAGAGCAAAGCGAGAGAGAGCUGUGGCUUUGCUUCUGUGACCAGCUCAUGGGGUGUGAAUGUCAUGAGCUUGUCACGCAGAUAUAUUUUUAAUGUCAUGUUAUAUGAGAUGAUCAUGUGAUGUGUACAGACUACGUUGAAAAGUGCGAGUGGUAGUAACUGUAAAGUCUGACUCACACCAUUAAUCCCUUGAAAGUACACAGCCUUCUGCCUCUGUGUGGAGUUGUCAGUACAGCUCGUCAAAGAAAACUGCCUAAUAUAAAAAUCAUAUAUAUGGUGAUAAUUUUCCCCCUUUUGUAGUCUGCACAAGAUCCAUAAAAGAUUGUAUUUUUAUUACUAUUUAACGAGUGAUUAAAUGUAGUCUGCACUGUGAGCAAGAGUUCACAAUUCUUUUAUACUGCUGGAUUCUGUUGUGCAUCAUUUCAAACAUUUUGUAUGUUUCUUAUCUGUGUAUACAGUAUGUUCUUGAAUAAUGUUCAUUUGUCAGGAGAGCUGUGAGAAAUAAACUAUGUGGAUAUGUUUGUUUAUAUUAUAGAAAGCUUGUUGUGGAUUCCUUUGGGUCAAAUUUUGAUUUUUUUUUCAACAAGUGAUAAAGGUAGAAUUUAUUAUUUAAAAGUCUGUUUUUCAUCUGUAUUUGCUUCCUGUUCUUUAUAAAGGGUGAAGAUGUAUUGUGUUAGUGUUCUCAUGUAGCGUGCUGAAACACUGCACAGUAGGGGUGCUGACUAAUGUCCAGAUGUGGAACAUAAAUAUAAAUCAGAAGCUUAAUUCUAGUAGUUUUUUCUUAAUAAAAUUAAGUCCCCAUGUGUUGAAACAGGUGGUUUCCAAAAAUUAUUCAAAAAAGAAAAGAUAGUAUAUAUUCUAUAUAGACUAUAGGUGGAGUAUUAGUACUACUCUAGUUUUUAACAUUGUUUUUUCCUGUUUUUAAGUUCAGGGAAUGUUAUUUACUAACCCUUUUCAGUACUCAGCAAGGUAUUAAAAUCUACCCUGAUUUUUUUAAUUAAGAAAAACACAGAAUUUUAAAUACAGAAAAGAGAAAUUUAAAUAAUAUAUUGAUUAUGUAUCGCUGGUCAUAUUGAUGUAGUCCAUUGUACUCAGAAAAGUUGACAGGCUUUUAUCUCUGGGCUAUUAGUGAAGGAGAGGCAGUUGAAUGAUAUGUCUCUAUGCUAAAUGUUCAGUGCACAUGCUGAAGGGCUUCCUUCCGUCUGCAAUACAGGACAGUUGCACCUGUCUGUAUAGAAAUAGUACCAGAUAGUUGUUCAGAUCCAUCCAGAAAUCCCAUAGAUGUUGACACACAGUGUGAAAGGGGUAUGAGCGGGACGGUUGUAACAUCAGCAUGAGCAGGCAAACCUAUUGGAAUAUAUUUUAAGACUGGGGUAGUAAUGUGGGUUUUUCCUGUUAACAGAAAAUAUAUUUUAGAUAUUUCAGCUCUAAGCACAUCGUCCCCAUGGCUUGCUGAGUAAUUCCUUGUGUUUUGUUUGAGGGUUGCAGAAAUAGACAGGUUGUUCUUUGCAAGUAGACCCUCCAUCUGUCUUCUAAGGAAUACUGGUUGCUGGCAACUGGACUUGAGAAGCGGUGUCUUCAAGUCUCUUAGUGGGUCAGAUUUAUCUCAUGGUAUAUGAUGCUCAAGUUGUUGGCUAUAAUUGGAGGAACAUUGGAUAACACCGGAAGUGAUUGCUCUGAGGUUAGGGAGGGGAGUUUCCUUUAAUGUGAUGUACCAAUACCAAAUGCUGGUUUAGCACCUACUGUUCACAAAGCAAGCAUGUGGCAACUCACUGGAUUCUCCACCCAAUGGAGCACAUUCAUUUAUCACCUUGUUUUCAUGGGACAUCUGUCCAGAAAGAAAUUAAAUGACUCGCCCAUGGUCAGAUUGGUAGGGAAGUGAUAAGACUUUGUCUUUAACCAAGAUGGAUCCCUUUGUCACGCUUGGUUUCCCAAGCAAGAACACCUCCAUUCUCAGGUACUCUGUGCUUUCCAUGCCUUUUUUCUCAUGAAGUGCUAGAGUACAAACCUGAACCCAUGUCCAUGUUUGUAAUACAAGAGAGAGUGAGAGAGAGGGGCCCCUGUUGGCUGGGAAAGCACCAGCAUACCUCUCCAUCGUGACUCCUGGGAGCGAGCACACAUGCCUGUCCGUGGCCUCUCACCCAAUCCCAUGGUAUUCCUUGACUCUUCCCCCCUUUCAGUUACAGUCAAUCACAGAACACGGUUACUGAGGUGUUAGGAAUGAAUUUUAAAGGUUGACAGAAAAUGGCAUACCACUGUAAUAAAUAAUUUCCCUUUAAACAGCUGUGUGAGAUAACCCUGUAUAAGCUUUCUUACUCUAGAUAGCCAGGUUUAAAACCUACUAGUCUGGGUGCACUGGAGGAAACCAGUGGUUUCCAGUGCGUUACCCACCCUCUUUAAACCUCUAGAGUUAAGUUUUCAUGGGAAAGGUUACUGCUAUUCAUUCGAUCUCAGAGAAAAACAAAGCCCGCUUCUAGGGUUUAUAUCUCUGUUAAAUGGAUUGAUUUCUGAGAAUUGUGUCAUGCUUCAUGAGAACAGUUCAUAUCUGUGUCUCUAUUCUCUGACUUUUUAACAGAUUAUCUAUAUAAGUCUUUGUUGAUUAUGUGACCCAGUGUUUUGGUAAGUUACACUCUUUCUUCUUUAUAGGGUACUGAGGUCCAGUACACUAAAUGCUAGUGAGUCUUUAAAGCCUGUCACAGGUGGUCCCUUGAAUGUCCUGGAGGACAGACAGCCUUCGCAUCCGGGUUUACAUGUAGGAUGUGAUUAGCCAAUCAGAUUAUGUAUUGUGGGUGUGACUCAGUCAUGUUUACUGUGACAUUAUGGGUCUUAUUCCCAGUUGGGGAAGUUAAGUACCCUCGGUUGAGUUCUAGGAACUGGUUACUGACUUGCAGCCUUUCUAAUUGUCUCUUUAGGAAAUGUGAAGGCACUGAGAAUUAAAACAGAAGUGACAGCCAUGUGAGGGCUCCUGCAAGACAAAAGCCAGGCUUUGUGGAGUUUGUAGACAAACUUAAGAAAAUGAUAUUUGAAGAGAAGUAGUCCUGGGGUAUAAGGAGCUCUGUGGCUUUAGUUAGAAUGGCUGAGCAACCCUCUGUUCUGGGAAGUAGGGUGGGGACCAGCUUUCAGGAGGGGGCAAGAGCUCUGAUGCCGUCAGUAAGGACCUGGAGCCAGGAAAGAGCUGGGUUUCCCUGGGCAGCUUUGAAGACAGGCAGUAUGGCUUUAUGCAAAUGAGUGGGGUGUGUGUUGGGGGGGUGUCCUGUUGAUGAUGUCAGGGAGGGCACAGCACCAGUUUAGGUACAGCCUUGAACAUGGGUCAUAGCCGGGAAGUUUACACUUGUGUUCUGAGUUCUGAGGUUGUCUACACACACAACCUUUUGCUAGACAGAAACUGCUACAGUCCAUUCAUCUUUUAAAAUCCUGUGACUUUAUGUCACUUGGAGCCAUUCACACGGGCAGUGUGUGUCUUAGCUGUUCUGUGGAAAACUGAUUUGGUCCCAGGUACUGACUUCUGUUGAAGUUUUCCAGGCUGCUUGCCCGCCGCUGUCUGCUGCCUCAUUGUCCCGUCCAGAGCUGUGGGUUCAGGGUUUGCCAGUGUGUGCUAUGUGCUAGGCCGUCAUUCUCCAGCACCGCUUUCCAUUCUUGCUCUAAUAUCCAUGCUCCCUGUCGUGGGUGACACUUGGGGUUGGCAUUGCACAGCCGCUGAGCUUGGGAGCAUGGUGCGCCCUUUCUGGUAAUAGAGGCCUAAUUGUAACCAAAGAACUUAAUUUCUUGUCUAGCACACACUAACAUUUCUGUUUAGGAACCAGUGCUAGGGGAAAAGAAAUAUGAAAAUGACCAUAUAUCAUGAAUACAUUAACAAUUUCUCUGUAAUAGCUCAAAUCUGGUCUAUGGCCAAAGUUUCAGUCAUAUAAGUGGAUCCUAAUUUUAACCUAUUUACUAUGUUUGCUUCUGUUUGGAAUGAAAGCUCUCAAAUGCUUUCCAAAAUGAUGUGAGUUACAAAUAAAUAGAGAAAGAAUCA
This is a messenger RNA of Grammomys surdaster, 7604 nucleotides long. It is a transcript of the gene Zzz3, whose product is annotated as zinc finger ZZ-type containing 3. Bases 314 to 3046 code for a protein of 910 amino acids. The transcript has 13 exons. NCBI's taxonomy places the organism in Eukaryota, Metazoa, Chordata, Mammalia, Rodentia, Muridae. The record is from RefSeq and is a predicted model, not a curated record. Gene Ontology annotation, molecular function: zinc ion binding.